Molecule: messenger RNA, 462 nt
Organism: Mycotypha africana
Lineage: Eukaryota; Fungi; Mucoromycota; Mucoromycetes; Mucorales; Mycotyphaceae
Exons: 3
Coding region: 1-315 (104 amino acids)
Source: RefSeq, a predicted model, not a curated record
AUGAAACCAAAACAAGACGCCAUCAUUGAUCCUGGUCGAAAGACCGUAUUUACAGAUCGGACUCCCUCAUUCUACGGGUCUGGUUUGGGUGAAACAAGAUUCCGUCUGCAUCAAGGCAGCAAGCGUGCUGCAGAUACGAUGGUAAACAUGCUUGUCAAUGGAGGUGUCAAACACGACAAAGAAUUACGGAAAAAAAGAAGGGAAGAACAAAUGAAAUUGCCAAAAAAGAAGGGCAAACCUAAGCCGAUCAACUGUCAACUGAAUUUGUGUAUACUCGCUCUACUAUCUUUCUUCAACAAGACGAUGAGCCCCUGAGAAAUUCAAUUUGAGUGAUAGCAAAAAAGUUCCUCUGAUUGUAUUUGGUGACGGCAUGUUCAACAAAUCCGCCGUUCAUCUAAAAGGUCUUAGAACUGAUGCCGUUGGUGUCCUUUGGCGUGCCUUGAAGCGAAGAGAGGCUGCUGG